AUGGAGGGCACCGACGCUUUGCUGAUGCGCGUGCUGAAAAUUCACUUCGAAGACCGUUUACAUAUUCUCUAUGGGGCUUUGCAAGCAAUUAAAGAAUAUUCCAAUAAAGAUAUGUCCACACACAGUGAAUACGAUGAAAUCACGGCGACUUUGAAGGGAAUGCUGAAUGAUUUACCUGAAGAUAUUCUGAAAUACUUCCUUACCUUUGUUCCACCGCCGAAAUGUAAGGAAAAUUUGUCGUUGAACGUUUACGAUGCAGAGGACAUUAGAAGUGUUUUGAUGAAUUAUGUUAAUCGGGAUGUAUCAUCCGCGCCAUCAAAAAUUGUUCUGUCUAAAGAUGUUGAAACUUCCACCGUUGAGAAGAAAACGCGAAGUUUGAAGAGAAAACUACCUGUAAAACGGCGUUCGGGGCGUUCCAAGAAAACUCCACAAGAAUGUAAGAAAUUGUUGGAUAUUUGUGCCGAAUACAUUGUAAAGAAUCACACCGAGAUGUACAACGAAUAUCAGUCGCAGAAAGAAGAAGUAUGGAGGCUUUUAGAAGAAAGUAACCGGUUUAGUGCGGAGGAAUUGAAUGCGCUUUAUGUUAUUGGACGCGAUUUGAAUAAGAAACUGAAGUGGUUGCGUCUACUGGAAGCUGAGGAAAUUACAGACGAAAUAAUCUUGGAUAGUUAUUAUGACGAAGAUAUUUUAACCAAAGAGAGUGAGCUUCUUCCUCUGCUCACUGAAGAUCCGUUUGUGGUUAGCAAGGAACUAGAGGCUUCAAUUAUGAAAUUUGUUUCAGCUUAAUAUAUAAAUAUAUAAUAAGUACCGGGUAUUUCAACCCGGUUUGAGUUAAA
Messenger RNA from Dalotia coriaria, 836 nucleotides. RefSeq lists its product as uncharacterized. The record is from RefSeq and is a predicted model, not a curated record. Lineage: Eukaryota; Metazoa; Arthropoda; Insecta; Coleoptera; Staphylinidae. The coding region runs from base 1 to 786 and encodes 261 amino acids. The transcript has 4 exons.